CAAAAUACAGAUACUCUCAACAUUAUCACAUUUGUUGAUAUGGGUUUGUUGCGUAAGAGAUUUUCAGUGGACACAGGCUUCUCGGGAAAGUUUUGAAAUUUGCAAUCAUGUCUGAGAAGAAGGCUGUGAUGAAGAACGCCGACAUGGGCGAGGACCAACAGCAAGAUGCUGUUGACUGCGCCAUGAUUGCUCUUGAGAAAUACAACAUUGAAAAGGACAUCGCCGCCCACAUCAAGAAGGAGUUUGACAAGAGGUACAACCCAACCUGGCACUGCGUCGUCGGUCGCAACUUUGGCAGCUACGUCACCCACGAGACCAGGAACUUUGCCUACUUCUACAUAUCCCAGGUGGCUAUUUUGCUCUGGAAAUCUGGAUAACGUUUGACCAUGCAAGUGCUUAUAACCAUGGCGUCGCGGAGGACUGUGUAGUUCUUAGUGGAGACAUGAUUGUGUCUUAAAGGCGGUCUCGGACCUGCCGGUCAAGAUGGGCUGCCCACAGAAACAUACGUCGCUGUAGUUACGACGCUGUAUAGGACUGCCCUUGGCUGACACCUCUUGUGUGAGAAUGUAUCAACAGGUAGAGAAAUCGUUAGGUCAUUAACUGUGAUCCUCCGACUGAACAUGGACAUGUUGACUAUUUAUCUAUGACAUUCGCUAUACAUUUGUCUCAAAUAAAAAGAAAACAUACCGUU
This is a messenger RNA of Haliotis rubra (blacklip abalone), 691 nucleotides long. Its product is annotated as dynein light chain 1, cytoplasmic-like. Gene Ontology annotation, molecular function: dynein intermediate chain binding; dynein light intermediate chain binding. Gene Ontology annotation, biological process: microtubule-based process. The transcript is spliced from 2 exons. The record is from RefSeq and is a predicted model, not a curated record. Lineage: Eukaryota; Metazoa; Mollusca; Gastropoda; Lepetellida; Haliotidae. Bases 108 to 377 code for a protein of 89 amino acids. Gene Ontology annotation, cellular component: dynein complex.